AUGAAAUUCUCUACUGGUGACAAUGGUCAAGACAAGGAUGAUGAUCUCCAGAUGCUUGACAUCCCGGAAUUGAUAGACGCUGACAGCGAGUCAGACUCCGAGACCGAUUCGGGCACCAGCUUGCCCAUUGAGCGCUUCAGCAACGGGCCGCUACACGACAAAGCCACCAUAUUGCAGUUCCAGCUCAAUCCAAACAACAACACGGGUAUGAUGUAUGAGUCUGCCAGAAGUGCCAUUCACCCCCAGGAGGUUCGGUUGUAUGAGUUCAGCCUCCCUGGCAUUGAGGACUCGCCGCAGUACCACAACUACCUCGCCCAAUUGUACAAAAACUUUGAGUUUCUCGGCGACGCCUCCAAGUACCGCGUGCCGCUGAUUGGGUUGGUGUCGCAGUCCAACACCCAGGAAACCAGAAACUUGAACAACGCGCUCAACUACAUAACGGAGGAGUUGUCGCGAUUGAUCGAUCAGAGCGAUGAUGACAGGCUCUACGAGUUACUAAACAUCCUCAAGUGUCUCAACGCGGUAUACUUCAUAACCAACGAGAACGACCGCUGUCAACAGUUGUUCGAGUGGAUCAAUAUGGCAGACGGAGAGCCGGACCUAGAGUUUGCGCGGGAUAUCAUGGAAUCUGCAGUACCGUUCCAGCACGGCGAUUUCUGGGCAUUGAUCGUGAAGUUGGUUACCCGAGGGUUGUUCAAUGAAGCCAAAAACGCCUUAGAGCAGUCCAAUUACACCACCGGCGACUCAGAGUCCCAGCUAGACCUCGUACUCGCGGAUAUGGCGGCGAUUUUUGGGUCAUACAACGAAAUGGUGCUCAAGGACCAGUUUGGGGAGUGGAAACAGCAGGCCAGAGAAUUGAAGGAUAACUUGACCCACGGCGAGUUCUUUUCCGAGUCCACAGGCGAAAACUUGACCAUAAAGAAGGUGUACCAGAUCCUCUCGAUCAUCACCGGACUGAGAGAAACGCUUCUUAACUCCUGCGACUCCUGGUACGAAGCGUUUGCGGCGUUGCUGAGUUUCGGGAUCAGAGAAACCGGCCAGGAUAGUGAGCUAAUGGCCAAAAUACUCAAGCUCGCCACCACCGCCCACCCCCCACCGGUAUCCAGUUCUGGCUCCGGCGCCUGGGAACGUACUUGCAUCGAUGUCAUCGAGGGUAACUUCCUCAAAGUAUUACGAUCCAUCGAGGUGUUGGACAAGCCGACCGUCGCGUACGUCUCCAGACUAUUCGAAGCCAAGGGUUUUCUAGACCAAUAUAAAGAACACUCCAACACCCAUACAUCCAACCUAGACGACAUUUCGGGGUACUUCUUGACCGACCAUGCCUUAACAUGCUUGGAAUCCGGCAAUCAAGCUCUUGUUGCAAUGGGUGUAGGGAUUUUAUCUCACCUUGGUACCUCUCUUUCGCGCUCCACCAUUGCGAACUACCUUUGCGGCUUUGAUAUCCAGACAAACGAUGACUUAGAAUGGGCGCUUUCGGUUGCGGCGAAGCUAGAGCUCACGUCUGUGGCCGAAACGCUCUACCGCGUCGCAGCCCAGAAAUCUUUGAGAGCCGGCAGGGUGCUUGAGUCGCUCACCAUGUUCAGCCGUGGGAAAGAUGUGUCUAGCGUGAAACACAACUGUUGGUUGGUGUUUGAAAAAGCGUUGCUUGAUGGGUGCCCGAUCAACGACGCCCUGAUUAACGAUGUGGUUACCCAUACGAUCGAGGCUCCCCCGGUGAUCAGGCAGUGUAUCGCACCAUACGCCGUGCUUGUGGAGUUCUACAACCAGAGAAGCAAUGACUCGUCAAGACAGGCGGUCUUGAAGCUCUUUAACUUGUUGAAGUUUCCGCACUUGCCAAAAAAGUAUUCCCCGGUGUUGGUGGCUAACUUGCUACCGUUCAUCACGUUGGAAUCGUUGGCUAGGUUGUUGACCCUUCACGAAUUGAUCAUGAUCAUUCUCAUCAUCGACAACUACGAGACAGAAAAGACGCUUGACGCUGAAGAUGCGGAGGCGUUGUACACGAUUGCCGUGGCCGGAGGCGGGGGUGAUGACAACGACUGGAGGGUCCGCUUGUCUCUGUAUGGAGCGGAGAUUCCACAGACCGUUGCUGAGUUGGUGACAACCUUGCGAAAGAGAAUUGCUGCCCAGGUCAGCUCCACGUUUUUAGAAGAGGUAUGA
Babjeviella inositovora NRRL Y-12698 is the source of this 2157-nucleotide messenger RNA. It is a transcript of the gene NUP85, whose product is annotated as Nup85p. Gene Ontology annotation, biological process: protein import into nucleus; positive regulation of DNA-templated transcription; mRNA export from nucleus. Gene Ontology annotation, cellular component: nuclear pore outer ring. Gene Ontology annotation, molecular function: structural constituent of nuclear pore. The transcript has a single exon. Lineage: Eukaryota; Fungi; Ascomycota; Pichiomycetes; Serinales. Bases 1 to 2157 code for a protein of 718 amino acids. The record is from RefSeq and is a predicted model, not a curated record.